Fukomys damarensis (Damara mole-rat) is the source of this 3445-nucleotide messenger RNA. It is a transcript of the gene Vti1a, whose product is annotated as vesicle transport through interaction with t-SNAREs 1A. The transcript is spliced from 9 exons. Gene Ontology annotation, biological process: macroautophagy; vesicle fusion with Golgi apparatus; intracellular protein transport. The record is from RefSeq and is a predicted model, not a curated record. NCBI's taxonomy places the organism in Eukaryota, Metazoa, Chordata, Mammalia, Rodentia, Bathyergidae. The coding region runs from base 331 to 1005 and encodes 224 amino acids. Gene Ontology annotation, molecular function: SNARE binding; SNAP receptor activity. Gene Ontology annotation, cellular component: SNARE complex; ER to Golgi transport vesicle membrane; endoplasmic reticulum membrane.
UAGGUUGGGUCAGUCGAGCCGUUUCCCAGACCGUGGAGGGCGGUAUGCUUCAGUGACCUCUAAGAACACGAAUGUCUGCGUUGGUUUUCGGGGGUAAGGCGCUAAUUGGAAUGCUUUUCCUUAGCGUAUUUCUCAAUCCUGAAGCCUGAGCGGAAAAUAAAAGGCACGCCCAGCCCACUUUCCGGAGGAUAGGAGAUUGCGAAGGACAACCAGGAAGCGGCUGGGCUGGGAACUGUCCCCGGUUCUCUUAUCAGAUUUUAAGCGUGCCUGCCGGGGGCCCUAGACAGCGGUCCCCUCCCGCGACCUAGGCUGCAUCACUCCAGAGCUGUCAUGUCCUCCGACUUCGAAGGCUAUGAGCAGGACUUCGCGGUACUCACUGCAGAGAUCACCAGCAAGAUUUCGAGGGUCCCUCGACUCCCGCCUGAUGAGAAGAAACAGAUGGUUGCAAAUGUGGAGAAACAGCUUGAAGAGGCAAAAGAACUGCUUGAGCAGAUGGAUUUGGAAGUCCGAGAGAUACCACCCCAAAGUCGAGGAAUGUACAGCAACAGAAUGAGAAGCUAUAAGCAAGAAAUGGGAAAACUAGAAACAGAUUUUAAAAGGUCACGGAUCGCCUACAGUGACGAAGUACGGAAUGAGCUCCUAGGGGAUGACGGGAAUUCCUCAGAGAACCAGUUGAUAAAAUUACGUGAAGAGAGGGCACAUCUGCUCGAUAACACAGAGAGGCUGGAAAGGUCAUCUCGGAGACUAGAGGCUGGAUACCAAAUAGCAGUGGAAACCGAACAAAUUGGCCAAGAAAUGUUGGAAAACCUCAGUCAUGACAGAGAAAAGAUACAGCGAGCACGUGAAAGACUUCGGGAAACAGAUGCAAACCUGGGGAAAAGCUCUAGGAUUCUAACGGGGAUGUUGCGAAGAAUCAUCCAGAACCGCAUCCUGCUUGUCAUCUUGGGGAUCAUCGUGGUCAUCACCAUCCUGACGGCGAUUGCUUUUUUCGUCAGAGGACACUGAUGAAUCUCCUCUCCCUUGAUAAACAUCAGCCUCGGCAUGUUCUGAGUAAUUAAGACAAAAUGGUCACAUGAAUCAUUCUCUUUCGCUGACAGGCCCUGGGUGACCUUCUCUCUCCCUCACCACUCUUCAAGUGCUCAAGUGCAAAGAGUGUAAAAAUAUUUUCUAUUCCUGUUUGCAUGUGGGUUGGUUUCCUUUUCUAGGUUUGUCUUCAGCCAGAUUUUUUUUCAUUCAUUUGCCUUUUGAUAAUUUCAUCUACUGUCCAAAAUAGCCUCAGUGAGAUCUUUCUUGCCCUGUGGACAUGUCAGGGGUUAUGGUUUCAGAGAAGACAUAAUGAGUCAGGCACAGGAGCGUCUGUUUGUCAUGAACUUCUUGUCACCAAAAUCUUUUUGUGAUGCCCGAGGAUACAAAUGCAAAGAAAAUCAGGGGACAGAGCCGGUGGCCAGCUCCGGCAAGCCAGCCCGGUCCCUUCCCAGGCAUAAUGAAUAUAGUCAACCUGUCCAAGUCCUUUUAUUGCAACAAAGGGUAUUUAAUGUCACUUGUACAGGAAAUGGACUUAGCACUUUCCCUGGUUUUCUACUGUGUAAUUCUUUAAACUGGAGAACAUUUUUGCUGACCUUACCCAAUAUGUACUUUUCACAACUUUGGUUACUGGCUACAAGGAAUAUUUCUUUGCCUUCCCCAAUUCCCAUACUCCUCCGAAUUUGCUGGCAAAAUGAGCCCUAGCACAGUAUUUAAUUUCGACCUCAUCUUCCCUGACCUGUGUAGGCAUCUCUGUAUCCUUUCGGUUUUAAUAUCUGCACUACCAAAAGCAACCCUCAUACAUGCAAAAGGUCUGACAAGGUUCGCUCCACAUCCAUUCUGGUAUGUAAAGAGAACAUGAAUAUUUCAGUAAGAGCAAGAACAUGACUCCAUCUGUUCGAAAUUUCCAAGGUGAUUAUGAAUAUGGGAGAGUCCUGCAGGAUGAUCCACUAGAAAUAAACGCUCACUAACCUCCUUUCAAAGGAGAAGGACUGAAGGAUGUUAUGAAAGGACAACAUGGGUUUUUUACUAACAAAUGUUAGCAAUGCCUUCCUGAAUUCACUAUGUAUUCAAACGUCUAACGUGCUUUUUUCUUUCUGUCUGAGGUAACCGGGAAUUGCGUUCAAAAUGAGUUCAUUUGUGAUCGGCCUUAAAAAUUACCCAAGCUGAGGGGAAAAAGUCAUCUUCCCCCUAGUUAUAAAGCAAAAUGUGUUUUUCUUGACUUCGUAGCCACUUACGGGGUUUCUACUAUCUUUUGAAUAUAAUUGAAAGCUUUGAAUUCUUGAAACACAAACCUGUUCUCUUCAUAAAAAAUGCUAACCACCUGUGCUUGUGGAUCAAGAUUACCAGAAUGCAACACUUGAUUUUUUUUUUUUAACUUAGAGGAAAACUAUUAUGGUGUAGGGAGGAAAUGCAGUAUGCAAAAUCCACCAGAGAAACCAUACUUGUCGGGACAGGCCAAGGCCUGCAAGUGUUCGGAUAUCAUUUAGCAUUGUGGAAAUAAAGCUGCAGCCUUUACAUCAGAAGGCCAUGUGAGGGAUUUUGGCCAAGGGAUAGUGAAAGAGCAGGAGGCUGUGGUAAUUUUCUUGUCAGCUCAAAGGACCCAUCGCAGCAAAAACCUCCUGAUGACAGGAUUCUGGAUGUGCUGAACUCAUAGAAGAAAUCAUUUAAAAGCAAAGAAGCAAACAACCCCUCCUCAUCUGGAACUCUAGCGGUUGGUGAAGUACACCACCCCUCCGGUGGCUACCUUGGAAGCUGUUGGUCAUAGUCAGUGCACAAUUCCUUGAUGAGCUGUGCCUCCCACUCCCUCCCAACCCCUGCUCAGCUCAUCUUGCCAAGGCCACCUCGCCAGCAAGUUUCACCUGAUCGUCUGGACUUGGUGACUCCUAGGUGUUUCACUAAAAGUCUUGUGUUCGUGGGGAAACUGAUGAAAUGAGAAGAGCAGAGCACUGUCCUUGCUUCCCUGGCCUCAGCUCCUCCUGUCCGGUUCCUUGUCUUUAUCAGCCUUGGCCCAGGAUUUUGCCCAGGUUCAACCUUGGGAGUGAGAAGACUGUGACUAGAAAACCCUUGGCUUGAGGCUCCAUCCCACCUUGAGAGUGAGCACCCCAGCGACUAGGCCGCGGUGCGCUCUGUGAGGAGGCUGCUCAGAAGGUCCCCUGAUCCCCCCAGCUGGUCCCGCUGCAUGCUGCAGGCGGGACUCAGAGGAGGGGCAAGCCCAGGGACUCCCCCUCCCUCCCUGCCCCCCUGUGAAAGGAAGAGAGUCCACAAAUUUGAAGCCUAUUGAAAAUAGGGGGAAGGUUCUAGUGGCUUAAUAUGUAUACUUCGAUUGUUGAAUAUUCCUGAAGCUGGGAGCCUUUGUUAUAAACAAUGUACAAUGGGGAGGGUGGGGAAAGAUAAAGGUGAAGAUGUAGAGGAGGAAGAA